Dioscorea cayenensis subsp. rotundata (Guinea yam) is the source of this 465-nucleotide messenger RNA. RefSeq lists its product as uncharacterized. NCBI's taxonomy places the organism in Eukaryota, Viridiplantae, Streptophyta, Magnoliopsida, Dioscoreales, Dioscoreaceae. The transcript has 2 exons. The coding region runs from base 1 to 465 and encodes 154 amino acids. The record is from RefSeq and is a predicted model, not a curated record. Gene Ontology annotation, molecular function: nucleic acid binding.
AUGGGUUCUGGCCCAAUGCGAAGACACCAACAUAAUUCUCAGUUGGGAGAAAUGUCAUUUUAUGGUCAAGGAAGGCUUGCCACACCAUACCAUCCUCAGACAAGCGGCCAAGUUGAGGUAUCAAACAAUGAAUUGAAGCAAAUUUUGGAGAAAUCAGUAGGGCAUCACAGGAAGGAUUGGGUGGAUCAUCUAGAUGACGCACUUUGGGCCUAUAGAACAUCUUAUAAAACACCUCUUGGGGCAACUCCCUAUAGGCUGGUUUUUGGAAAAGCUUGUCACCUGCCAGUUGAGUUGGUGCACCGGGCUUAUUGGGCCAUCAAGCAGUUGAAUUGUGAUCACCACCUUGCCAAUCAAAUGCGGAAGUUUCAAUUAAGUGAACUGGAUGAGUGGCGUACUAUGGCCUAUAAGAACUCUUUGCUCUACAAAAAGAGAGCUAAGGAUUACCAUGAUCAACACAUUCAUUAG